CUUUUCAGAUUGGAGUGAGUUUAUCAAAGACAAAGAUCUAACCCCUUGGUUAGCGUGCUUUGUAGCAGAACAACAGUCGAAGCCCAAAUCUCGCCAGUCCCUGUUUCUCUCUCCCUCUCUCUCUCUCUCUACAAAGAUUUUCCCACACUUCCCAUUCAGUUUCUCUAUCAUUUUCCCUAAUGCCAAUCACUAGGGACCCAUCUACCCCGCCGCCGAUGAUCGGCAAAAUCGGUCCUUACACCGUCUUCAUGACUCCACCUUCCACUCCUAAACCGGUUGCCGAGCCCAUUUCCAGCUCCCCCAAACCGGUCAUGCCGCCUCCCGUUCAGCCUCCGCCUCAGCAGUUCCAUAAGCCUGUUGUUUCCCAUUCUGUAUCGGACGGCUCCGUCGCCGGUUUCUUCAAGAAUGCCGUCACCAAAGUCCAAAGUGCACAUUCGAGCUUAGAUGAGCAUUUGGCUCGCUGGUUUGGAUUAAAUCAGUCAAAGUAUCAGUGGGCAUUGGAUGAUUAUUAUGAGAGCAAGGGACUGGAAAAGGAAGGUGUAAAAGCAAAAGAGAUGUCUGGCAAAGUACAGAGCGUGUAGUAUACUUCUUGGUUCUGGUAUAGAGAAAUUUAAAUCCAUUUUCGUGUUACGAAAAAAGGAUUCGAUUUUCAUCUCUUUAGCCUGCACAACUAGUUGAUGUUUAAUGGCUCGCAACUCUUGGGACUGCAGAUAUAUAUAUAUAUAGAGAGAGAGAGAGUGAUUGAUGGGUCUCCUUUGUAUACUAUACAUACCUAAUAUAUGGUUAGGAAAAUUGUACUGGAUGAUGGAAGGAAUGCUUAUCCGAGUACAAAACAUCUUAGUAUCUGGUAACUUCAUAUGUGAAGCUACCUGCUGCAGCAGCUGGCCGAGCUUGUUUGUGUGCCAGGUUAAAUGACCCAUGUAAUCUUAAUGCCCUUAAAAACUUCUUCCUAGAAUUUUGUUGUUGUGAUU
Carica papaya (papaya) is the source of this 971-nucleotide messenger RNA. Its product is annotated as hydroxyproline-rich glycoprotein family protein. NCBI's taxonomy places the organism in Eukaryota, Viridiplantae, Streptophyta, Magnoliopsida, Brassicales, Caricaceae. The record is from RefSeq and is a predicted model, not a curated record.